Molecule: messenger RNA, 1034 nt
Organism: Musa acuminata subsp. malaccensis (wild Malaysian banana)
Lineage: Eukaryota; Viridiplantae; Streptophyta; Magnoliopsida; Zingiberales; Musaceae
Biological process (GO): root development; shoot system development
Source: RefSeq, a predicted model, not a curated record
CCGACCGACCGCUUCCCCUUUAAAACCGCCCUCCCUCCUUCCCUCGUUUCCCUCCCAAGAACACUACCGAUUCACGAGAAUUGAAAGGAAACGAAACAAGGCAAAGCAAUAGAGAUUUGGGGAAGAGAAAGCGUACCAGGUGAAACGAACGAGAUGGUCUCCGGAUUCCGCCGCUCCGUUUCCCUGCCGGGAUCUACCCCGAGCGGCAGCCCCGCCGGACGCCGCUGCGAGAAGCCUCACCACCUGCGCUCCGCCAGCCUUCCCUGCCGCUCCCACCCCGCCAUCUCCCACCUCCUCGACCAGAUCCGCUCCUUGUCGGACUUGGGAAUUCGCUGUUCCCCCGCCUCCGGGCUCGACCGGAUCGAUCGCCUUCUAUCCGCCCUCGAUGACAUACUCCGCCUCCCGCAGGCACAGGAUCCCCUCCGCCGCGGCCCCGCCUGGGCAGACCGCCUCCUUGACGGUUUCCUCCGCCUUGCCGACGCCCACGGCUCCUUCCGCUCCGCUGUCGUCGCCCUCGAGCAGCACAAUGCGGAGGCCCGCGCCGCGAUCCGCCGCCGCGACCCCGUGCGGCUAGGCUCCGCUGCUCGGUCCCAUCGUCGGGCGGAGAAGGAGCUCAUCCGGCUCGCCACGGCCGUCAAGGAUCUCGCCAGAUGUCCGCCGCUCAUCUGCUCGGACGCGGCCGAGGCCGAGGUCGCCGGGAUCGUCGCGGAGGCGAUGGCGGCAACUGCGGCCACGUCGGCGGCGGUUUUCUUGGGGAUCGCGGCAGCCUCAUCGGCGGUGGCCGGAUCAAUGUCGAAGGGCUCAUGGACGGCGUGGCCGUCAAGGAGGCCAUCGAAGAAGGGAAGCGAGGAAGCGGAGAUGGCAGCGAUGGAGGAGUGCAUGGAGGGAUUGGAGGAAGGAAGCGGGAGGGUAUUCAGGAGUUCGGUGAACAUUAGAGUGGCGCUUCUCAACAUACUCACUCCCUCGCUGUAGAAUGUGGAGACAAAUGAGAGAUUUGUACAGUGAUGAUCAUAGAAGAAUUUUGAUUUUUAUUA